CUGCUGCCCCUGCUGGUGCCGCCCGCGGGCGGCCGGGAGCCCUCCGCGCAGGACGUGAGCCUGGGAGUGGACUGGCUGACCCGCUAUGGCUACCUGCCGCCGCCCCACCCUGCCCAAGCCCAGCUGCAGAGCCAUGCAAAGCUGAGGGAUGCGAUCAAGGUCAUGCAGAGGUUUGCCGGGCUGCCUGAGACAGGCCUCCUGGACCCUGCGACAAUGGCCACCAUGCACAGGCCCCGCUGCUCCCUGCCUGACGUGCUGGGGGCUGCCGAGCUGGUGAGGCGCCGCCGUCGCCGCCGGCGGUACGCCCUGAGCGGCAGCGUGUGGAAGAAGCGAACCCUGACGUGGAGGGUCCACUCCUUCCCCCAGAGCUCGGCCCUGAGCCACGAGAUGGUGCGGACCCUCAUGCACCACGCCCUGACCGCCUGGGGCGUUGAGUCGGGCCUCAGGUUCCAGGAGGCGGGCCCUCAGAGCCCCAUGGAGCCCGACAUCGUGAUUGACUUCGCCCGGGCCUACCACCAGGACAGUUACCCCUUCGACGGGCAGGGGGGGACCCUGGCCCAUGCCUUCUUCCCCGGGGAACACUCCAUCUCUGGGGACACUCACUUCGACGACGAGGAGAUCUGGACUUACGGGUCAAAAGAUGGUGAGGGGACAGACCUGUUUGCCGUGGCUGUUCAUGAGUUUGGGCACGCCUUGGGCCUCGGCCACUCCUCAGCACCGGACUCCAUCAUGCGGCCCUUUUACCAGGGCCCGGUGGGCGACCCUGACAAGUACCGCCUGUCCCAGGACGACCGGGAAGGCCUGCAGCAGCUCUACGGGAAGGGGCCCCAAACCCCCUAUGACAAGCCCACCAGGAAACCUCUGGCCCCUCCUCCCGCACCCCCUGCCCUGCCCCCGGACAGCCCCUCCCUACCCACCCCUGACCGAUGUGAAGGCAAUUUUGAUGCUAUCGCUAACAUUCGUGGGGAAACCUUUUUCUUCAAAGGCCCCUGGUUCUGGCGCGUUCAGCCCUCGGGACAGCUAGUGUCCCCCCGCCCCGCCCGGCUCCACCGCUUCUGGGAGGGGCUGCCCGCCGAGGUGAAGGUCAUCCAGGCCGCCUACGCCCGGCCCUCGGACGGCUGCAUCGUCCUGUUCAGCGGCCCCCGGUUCUGGGUGUUCCGGGACCGGCAGCUAGAGGGCGCGCCGCGGGCGCUGGCGGAGCUGGGGCUGCCGCCCGGGGAGGCCGUGGACGCCGUGUUCUCGUGGCCGCAGAACGGGAAGACCUACCUGAUAAGGGGCCGCAGCUACUGGCGCUACGACGAGGCGGCCGGGCGCCCGGACCCCGGCUACCCCCGCGACCUGAGUCUUUGGGAAGGGGCGCCUCACGCCCCCGACGAUGUCACCGUCAGCAACUCAGGUGACACCUACUUCUGCAAGGGCGCCCACUACUGGCGCUUUCCCAAGGGCAGCGUCAAGGCGGAGUCCGACUCCCCCCAACCCAUGGGUCCCAAGUGGCUGGACUGCCCGGCCCCCAGCGCAGGCCCACGCGCCCCCAGGCCCCCCAAAGCGACCCUCGAGCCCGGAACCUGCAAUUGUCAGUGCGAGAUCAAUCAGGCCUCAGGGCGGCCGUCGCUGUGCUUCCUGCUGUCCCUUCUACCCCUGCUGCUGGGGGGCGUCGCCUCCAGCUGAGGGGGCCGGUCCUGGGCGGGGUUCUGCUGGCACGCCGCGGGUCGGGGGGCCUGGGGGCGGGCUAGCUCUGAGACUGGGUGGGCCGUGUGCUCGCCCUCGCCCUCCCAGCCCCCACAGCAUCCCCUGCACACACCAUCCCUCCCCCCACCGUUGCCCGGCUGCGCCGCACCUACAGGACGCUCCUUUUCCCGGAACAGCUGGUGUUUUUCAGAAAGCCGCGGACGACUGUAGCCCUGCCCCCACCUGGCAUUUGCUGCUCCCCAGACGGACUCCUGACCAUCCGGGACGGUA
Suricata suricatta (meerkat) is the source of this 1959-nucleotide messenger RNA. It is a transcript of the gene MMP25, whose product is annotated as matrix metallopeptidase 25. The record is from RefSeq and is a predicted model, not a curated record. The annotation marks the transcript as partial. The transcript is spliced from 10 exons. Gene Ontology annotation, molecular function: zinc ion binding; metalloendopeptidase activity. Gene Ontology annotation, biological process: proteolysis; collagen catabolic process; extracellular matrix organization. Lineage: Eukaryota; Metazoa; Chordata; Mammalia; Carnivora; Herpestidae. Gene Ontology annotation, cellular component: extracellular matrix.